Messenger RNA from Rangifer tarandus platyrhynchus (Svalbard reindeer), 447 nucleotides. The record is from the annotation of a GenBank genome assembly. Lineage: Eukaryota; Metazoa; Chordata; Mammalia; Artiodactyla; Cervidae.
AUGAGCCCUGCCCUCAGCGCCUCUUCUGCGUCUGCUGUGUAUUUGGUGACACCUCACAAGACUAGUCCCUUCUGGGGUAUCGGAGCCUCGGGGUGCCCCGUCCCCUCCCCAUCAGUUUUGGCACCUGUAACCUCCUGGAACAUGAAGGACUGUGCUCCGAGGCCAUGCUCUGAGCCCGUGAGAGCAGAGACUGGAAGGGCGAGCCCGGGUGCUACGGAGGGGAGAGAAGGGCGCUCUGUCUCUCCAGACCAUCACUGCACUUUAACCAGGGUCUUAGGUACAAAAUCCUGCUUUCCAGAGCCUGCCAGCUCUGGAACCUCAAACAUCCUCAUGCUCUCUCCUAGCUCCUUUUGCAUAAAAAAAGAAAAAAAAAGUAAGAAAAAGAAAAAACACACAUUGAAACCCACAUGGAGGAAAGAGGUGUUUUCCUUUUAUAUUGAUAUUUAA